Molecule: messenger RNA, 3260 nt
Organism: Exophiala oligosperma
Lineage: Eukaryota; Fungi; Ascomycota; Eurotiomycetes; Chaetothyriales; Herpotrichiellaceae
Exons: 2
Coding region: 2311-3075 (254 amino acids)
Source: RefSeq, a predicted model, not a curated record
CAUGGGCUUGGGGGCAUGGACCUAUACCAAAUCUCUCAUACAGCAAUAUAGUCCAUCAUUUCGGCUGCGCCUUUCUUUCGAGGCACAUCUUUCACAGUUUCACAGCCUUGACAGCUCCCUUCUGCUCGCCCGACUCCAAGAGACCUUGCAGGACAAUCAGGUCCCCGAGAGCUUGCUGGGGACUUUGUCGUGGGUCAGGGGUUCCCGACACGAUGCUUGCGGCGAAAGCCUCAACCUCGGACUUGACUCCGGCACCAAAGGCAAAGGACUCCUCUUCUUCUACUUUCUUUCCGUCCGCGUCCUUUCGCACCACCUUGACCGACACAGGGGUGACGGUCACUGAACCUUUGUUGGUGGCGGCGAAUAUCUCAAAGCCUCCCUUGAACUCGGUGCCAAAGGACACGUUGAAAGAGCCGCUGCGUCCACUCGUUGUGCGAAGAAUGCCGUGAACGGUGUCGACAGGGGCAAGUUUGGGUUCCAAAAGCGCCGUGUAGGCUGCCAGCGAACUGAUGUCCUCUCCGACCGCGCUGAGAAGGUGUCUCACUCCCGCGACGAAGUGAACACCUCCAUCCAACAAGAAACCUCCCUGAUACUCUGGAGUUUUGCGCCUUCGAAAACGGUCAGUAAAAAUCGGAUGUAGCGGUGUACCAGAUGCCCCCCGGGCGUCCGGCAAGCUCAAACCUACCACUCUGUCUGGUAGAACUUGUCGUUCUCGUCGACCAGAGCAAACAGAUUCAUGCUGAAUGUGGUCACUUGACCACCAAUCUCCUUUAAUUUCGAAUGGCCACAAACGACUGGACAGAUGAAGCGGAAAUUCUCUCCGAUUGCCCAGAUGGACUUGAUCGAAGACGCUUCACGCCACCUGAUCAGUUCUUCUGCUGUUGCUACAUCUUUGGCGAUGGGCUUCUCGCUGAGAACAUGCUUUCCAGCUUUCAUCGCUUUCCGAAUGAGUUCUGGUUGAGCAAGAAUCGGGACACAGAUGAUCACCGCAUCGAUGUCCGAGCGCUUCAGUAAGUCGUCAACCGACUUGCCAGCAGCACUGGGCGAAUCAUAGUAGAUGUCGGCAUUGCUUUCACUCUGGGCGGCCAGAGCUUCAGCAGACUUUGAAGACCUUGAGUACACUGCUUUUAGUUCUACCACGCUGAGUGAGUUGAUUGCUGGAAUAUAUUCUUUACAGGAAAUCGUGUUAGUCGUUUGCACAAUUUUCAGAUAAGAUUUCUUGAGGACUACUUGCCUUCGCGGGCGAAGAUUCCAGCCCCCAGAAUGGCUAAUGAAACAGGCAUGAUAUUCUCGGCAGUAGUCGAAAGGGUGUUUUUGAAUAGUGCAUUAAUUCGAAUGCUGAGAUUCCGAGUGUCUUCGGUCAAGUCGUCAAAUGAUGAUCUUGAAAUAUCUUUGUCUCUCUCUCCCUCUCGCGCCGAGUCUUUCGAUAUGCUAGGCCGACUCCACUCUCAGUCCAGGUCCUGGACAAAUUUCCUGACCCCAUACAGAUGAUGGACGGUCAGAUUCCGUUUCAACCGAGCCUGCUGAGUCGUCAAAUGCACUGUCGGCGGGUUCUCGUGCCAUCGCUGACGCCCCAUGGGGCGACCCUGAAUCUGAUGAUUUCUCCACUGAUCGGAUGUCCGGUUCGGUUCGGCUUCGAAUCAACAACCUCCUCCGUUACAGUAUUUAGUGGGUUCUACUUGGAUUCUCCUGGGAUUUCCCCAUUCUAUCGGAGUUGCACCGACCGGCAUCGCAAUUGUUCCUCUUGGGCAGCGCGGAGGGGAAAGUUGCAAUCAUGAACGUUUGCUCGGUGGAAAGAAAGGAUAUACCGCUCCGAAUGAACGAUCACUACACCGAACGCACCGUGGUCUGAGGUCCAAGGGUGAGAUUGAUAAAGCAUCCACACAGCUCUAACACUUCUUGCCCUUGCUUUGAAUUCAACAAGUUCCUCUUCAGACAUUGUCCUCUAUCUAACAAGCAAGAUGCCUUCGGCAAAGAUUCCUCUCGAGCACCAAGAUGUGGUUGUUGUACCGCUUUCCGACGAGGAAAGGAUCUCGGGGAACUUGACGCCUCCCAACAUCGGCAAAGCCAUCGCGGCAAUGCACCGCGAUGGCAUCGUCGUCCUCGAAAACGCCGUCGAUGUUGAACAUGUAGAUACGCUGAACAGAAUGCUUUCAGAGGAGGCGAAGAUCAUGGCAACCCUUCCAACCACGCACUUUAACGACGUAAGUCUGGAAAGGACCUGCAUGUCAUGCCCUGGCAGCACGAAAAGCCCAACUGAUGACCCCCCCCCUUUUCUAGUUUUCCACCGAUGGAAGGAAAACUGGCAACAUGUCACAAGGACCACCGCUGUCGCCUGACCUGAUGUACGAGGACAUAUGGGCAAACUCUCCGGCAGAGCAAGUGCUGUCGUACAUCCUGGGACCGAAACCUUGUGUCAACUAUGUCAACGGCAACACCGCCCUGGGUGGAUUCAACGCGCGACAACAUGUCCACGCCGAUCUCACCUUCAACCAUGGAACGUUUCCCUUUGCAAUAGUGACCAAUUUCUAUCUCAGUGACGUUUCCCCCGCCAAUGGAAGUACCGAGCUCUGGGUGGCGACUCAUCGUGGUACCACUUUUGCCGACCACCGCAACUGUGGUAUCGAAUAUCCUCCCGGGACACCCGCCGAAAACAUGGAUUUCGGCAUCAGGCACGAACUCUUGGAAGAACGAAGACGAACGGCGCCUCCGAUCCAACCUGUCGUGAAGAAGGGGUCAGUCGUCCUUCGUGAUCUUCGCCUGUGGCACGCAGGCUUGUCGAACCCGGCGGUUGACCCUCGGAUAAUGCUUGCGUUUGUCCACACCCCUGCGUGGUACGAAUGCCCGGCCAAGGUCGUCCUGCCUGAAGCUGCUCGAGCAAACGUCGAGGCUUGGGCGACGAGGGAAAACAGCCCAGUUGAAUACAAAGCACAUUUUGUACCGGCUGACCUGGAUCACACCAAGGUCAAGUUCAACCCCAAUUUCAGCAGCAACAACAAGGGUUAUCUUUCGAUGCUCCCUGCUCUACCCGAGGGGUUCGUCCUCAGUGAUGAUAGCAUCGGUGCGACUAGAUAAAAAUGGCUUGGGUCGGAUUUCAGAUCUAUGAGACUGGAUCUGAGACAGCAUGUAAUGUACGAAGUAUGUGGGCGAAGUUGUCACCUCGAUAUGUUGGCGUUUUGGUAGUCUUCUCUCACAGCAAAAUCGAGUACUGGUAUUACCAUUAUUCUGUGAAAAACAAACAAACAAACAAACAAACAAAC